CGACGUCUCCACCUACGCCGCAUUCCGCCGCUCCUUCACCGACCUCCUACACAGCGAGUUCCGCAGGCACCAGUACUUGGUCACCGCCAACCGGACACCCACGCUCUUCGCCGACCCGUCGCGCCUCCUCCACGCAGGCUCCGCCGCCCAACUCGCCCGCCUCCUCCGUGCCUACCACGGCAGACAGGUGAUCUUCUUCCUGGAGGAGCACGAUCAACCGUUAAUGUCUGCGCUGGAGGAUCCGUGCUGCUCGGACGGGGACCUCCGCAAGAUGGUGGCGUUCUUGGGGCGGCUCGUCAAAGGCAUGAUGAACUGCGGUCACGUGGACCGCUCUCUCGUGACUGGCUGCUCCCUCCUGGGCCGUACCUACACCCGCGUGGCCAACGGCCUCGUCUACCUCCGUAACUUUGACCACCCGGCCAUCGCCAAGUACUACGGCUUCUCUGCGGCGCACGUAGAGCGCCUUGCCACCACCUUCCGCCGGGGCAAAGAAGUGGACAGAAUGAGGCAGUGGUACGACCGCUACCGCGUCGAGGGCACCUACAGCGUCUUCCGCCCUCUUUCAGUCCUCCGCUACCUCGAGCACGACAGGUUCCGCCCGUACCCCGACCCUCACCCGCUACCGCUGCUGGCCGCUUUCCAGUUCGACGAGAUCUCUGAGCUGGUCGAGAGGUCGCUGACGCAGCUCUCGCGCCUCGAGGCCGUCACCGAUGACACGUUUUUGAGUGUUGACGAGUUGGUGGCCCUGAAGAGGUACCUGCGGCGCCAAGAAUUGGACCCCCGCUGGGCGGAGGUGUACCCCCGCUGGGUCCUCCAGCACCUCCUCGAUCACGGAUACUACACCGUCAACAAUACGGUCGACACCGCCGCCGCGGUGGAGAUCAGAGUGACCAACCGCGAGAGGGCGUUGCAGCUUAGGAACGCGCUGUACACGCGGACUUUCUUAAAGCGAAGGUAUUGGACGGCACUGGGGGGGAGAAAGACAGGAAAAACCAGGCUAAAUAAUUAGAAAGGUGUCAAAUAUUAAUAGACUACUUAUUUUCAGCCAGCUAACCCGGCAAUAGGUGUUGCGCAUCGACCGAGUUAGUGCCGUGCACAGCGAUUUUAGGGUUAUACUCCGACUGUGCAGAGCGUCCCUGUAUUUGGUGUGUACCUCAAAGAUCGAUGCAAAACUUCGAGUUAGAUCUGUUCAACACAAAGGUCGAUGCACAGCCCUAACUGGGUUGGCUUACUCAGAGUCGCACCAUUUCACCACAGAUGUCAUGUGGAUGAGAUUCAGUGAUAAGAUGGUAGUCAAUGUACAAAUAAAUACGUAGAGCCACGCAGGUUAAAUGACCAGGCACAUUUUUUUUUCAAUCAUGCAAUGAAGACCUCACAAAAAUUUGGAGCGUUUAUUAAAAUAUGUCUUCAUUCAAUUUUGAAAUGGAUAAGGAAAAUAAGACACGAAUGAAAUUUUCAUUUUCAACAUUA
Bemisia tabaci is the source of this 1470-nucleotide messenger RNA. Lineage: Eukaryota; Metazoa; Arthropoda; Insecta; Hemiptera; Aleyrodidae. The record is from RefSeq and is a predicted model, not a curated record.